This is a messenger RNA of Corythoichthys intestinalis (scribbled pipefish), 1111 nucleotides long. It is a transcript of the gene rfxank, whose product is annotated as regulatory factor X-associated ankyrin-containing protein. Gene Ontology annotation, molecular function: protein binding. Gene Ontology annotation, biological process: regulation of transcription by RNA polymerase II. Bases 216 to 944 code for a protein of 242 amino acids. Lineage: Eukaryota; Metazoa; Chordata; Actinopteri; Syngnathiformes; Syngnathidae. Gene Ontology annotation, cellular component: nucleus. The record is from RefSeq and is a predicted model, not a curated record. The transcript has 10 exons.
UAAGAAAACAAUAGUUCCGCCUACGCAUAACAUAAAAGUUCUGAAACACACUAUGGAUUCAAUCCGAAAUUUUUUUGGCUUGCUGUAUUUAAAUUAUUUACGUUUCUUUUGAUAAUAUUUUAUAUACUUUCACCACUGCUCGACGACUAUCGUGACAUGUGGAGCAACGUUCUUUCACUUUUGCCACAAGGAAGUCGCAAAUUCAGCAAAAGCUGAUGAAUGAGGAAAUCAUAAUGGAUGAGGGAGGAGAGGAAGACCAAAAUAGUCUUGCAUCAAGUGCAAAAUCUUUAGCGUACAGAGAAUACCUGACAUGGAAUGGAUACAAGACCCAUCGAGAUUACAACAUUGAGAAUGCUGAUGCGGAUGAAGACUGUUUAUUCAACUAUUCAACUACCCUCACUAACAGGCAGCGUGGCAAUGAAGUUAACGUGCGCCCUGCAGAGUUAGACUGUCUGUCCAUCCAUCAGCUUGCCGCCCAGGGUGAGGUAUUACAAGUGGCAAUGCAACUAAGUAAAGACGGCUCACUGGUGAGCAAACAGGAUGACCAAGGCUUCACUCCGCUAAUGUGGGCGGCAGCAUUUGGAGAGAAAACAGUGGUUGACUUGCUUUUGGAAAAGGGAGCAGACCCUAAUAUAGUGGCAAGAGACCAAGAAUGUGCAUUGACGCUGGCCAGUUCCGGAGGCUACGUGGACAUCAUCGAGGCUCUCCUCAGAUGUGGGGUUGAUGUCAAUGCCAAUGACUGGAAUGGAGGGACUCCACUCCUGUAUGCUGUCCGAGGAAACCAUGUCAAAUGUGUAAAAGUGCUCCUAGCGAAUGGAGCUGACAUCACAACAGAAUCUGACUCUGGUUACAGUGCAAUGGCCUUGGCUGUUGCCCUCGGGUACACAAAAGUUCAAAAGGUUUUAGAGGACCAUAUUCUGAGACUCUACAAAACAUGCUGUUAAAUUACACAGAGAUACUGAGGAAGUUUUUUUUUUUUUUUUUUUUUUUUUUUUUUUUUUAAUUGUAUGCAAAGUAGUGCAGUAUGCCAAAAAUGACCAAUAUUUGCCAUGUGUGCAGCAGGAUUGUUUAGUUUGGCUGUGGAUAAGCAAUUUUGUAAACAAGUUGUAAU